Molecule: messenger RNA, 807 nt
Organism: Punctularia strigosozonata HHB-11173 SS5
Lineage: Eukaryota; Fungi; Basidiomycota; Agaricomycetes; Corticiales; Punctulariaceae
Product: RmlC-like cupin
Exons: 7
Coding region: 1-807 (268 amino acids)
Cellular component (GO): cell wall
Molecular function (GO): manganese ion binding
Source: RefSeq, a predicted model, not a curated record
AUGCGUCUCGCUCAAUCCACCCUCUUCGCGGCCUCCUUGGCCUGCAGCAUCGUUCCUCCCGCUCUGUCGGCUCCUCUCACCUCCCUUCCCCGAUUCCUCUUCGCCAGAAGCGGGGAUGACCUCUCUCGUCAACUCAUCGACCAGCCUACUGCUCUGGAUCGUUUCAUGCUCCUAAACACAUCCGUCAAUAACUUUAUCUUCAACUUCUUCGACAACUCGAGCACAACCCCCGGACCGGAUGGUAGCAUCGUCCUAGCGACGGCUGAGAACUUCCCGAGCACAGUCGGCAAUGGCGUGGCUAUGGGUGUUGGAUCCAUGGGACCGUGUGGAUUGAAGGCGUCUGAGGUACUCUUCGUCUCCACAGGCAACUUGGUAUUCGGCCAGAUCCAAGAGAACGGCGCGACAUUUGUGACUGGUAUGCUCAACACCGGUGAAGCGACGGUGUUCCCCCAGGGCUCAAUCCAUUUCCAGCAGAACACUGGUUGCGACCCUGCUCAAUUCAUCGCCGGUUUUGGCUCUGAAGAUCCCGGUCGUCUCGACAUCGCCCCGGCGCUCUUCCAAGACCUCCCGGCAUCAAUCGUGAACGCAACGCUCGGCGGCAUCGGCGUCCAGGAAGUCUCGGAAGUUGCCGCCAUGAUUCCGCUCGAUGUCGCGUUUGGAACCCAGGCCUGCCUCGACCGCUGCAACAUAACCCGGCCAGGUCAAUGGACCUCUGAAGCGAUCGCGGAGGCCAAGCGACAGUUCGACGAGUUCAUGAAGCAGGGACCAGUCAAGCCUGCCGACUUCAAAGGACUGCCUUCUCACUGA